GCGCUUUGGGUUUUCUUUUCUCUUCUCACAACUCUGACAACGUCUUCCCCUCUCUCCAUCUUAAAUCUCAAAAACUCAUCUUUUAAUACUCCAAACAUGGCUACUGAGCGUGAUAAUAAUGUUUACAUGGCUAAGCUCGCUGAGCAAGCCGAGCGCUACGAUGAAAUGGUCUCCUACACCAAGGAAGUUGCCAAGAUGGGUGUUGAACUUACCGUUGAGGAACGCAACCUUUUAUCUGUCGCCUAUAAGAACGUGAUUGGUGCCCGCCGUGCAUCUUGGAGAAUUGUUUCCUCCAUUGAACAAAAGGAAGAAAGCAAAGGCUCCACCGCCCAAGUGGAAAAGAUCAAGGCUUACCGUCAAAAGAUUGAAAAGGAACUUCAAGAGGUGUGCAAAGACAUUUUGUCCGUCUUAUCCGACAAUCUUCUUCCCAACGCUCAGGGUGGUGAAUCCAAGGUUUUCUACUACAAGAUGAAGGGUGACUAUCACCGUUAUCUCGCUGAAUUCCUUACUGGUGAAGAGCGCAAGCAAUCCGCCACUGAGGCUCACGAAGCUUACAAGGGUGCAACUGAUGUUGCGCAAACUGAUUUGGCACCCACUCACCCUAUCCGCUUGGGUCUUGCUUUGAACUUCUCCGUCUUCUACUAUGAAAUUCUCAACUCCCCCGAUCGCGCAUGUCAUCUGGCAAAACAAGCCUUCGAUGAUGCUAUUGCAGAACUCGACACCUUGUCGGAAGAAUCUUACAAGGAUUCCACUCUCAUCAUGCAGUUGCUGAGAGAUAACUUGACUUUGUGGACUUCUGAUUUGCAAGAAGACAACGACAAGGCUGAUGAAAACAAGCCUGAAGAUGCCGAGGAGUCCAAGUAGAUUUCCUUUCACAUAUAAUUUUUUCUUACCUUUUUCUCUUUUUUCUUGUUCUUUCUUUUGGUGUUGGGAAAAAGCUGAUUGAAAGAGAGAUUGUUAUUCGUACUCAAUUUAUCCUUACGGUCAAAGAAAGCUUCUCUUUUAGCGUCGCCCACUUUCUUCCAAAGUUCGUUUUUUUUCUUUUAUAAAUUUUCAUUGAAAAUGAAGCCCAUAUAUGUUGUCAACGAUGGGAUAAAACAGAAGCUUAAACGUGCUGUCUUGAUUGACCUACGAUGAAGAAGUGUCCUUGCAAAC
Molecule: messenger RNA, 1155 nt
Organism: Radiomyces spectabilis
Lineage: Eukaryota; Fungi; Mucoromycota; Mucoromycetes; Mucorales; Radiomycetaceae
Product: 14-3-3-like protein
Exons: 6
Coding region: 97-864 (255 amino acids)
Biological process (GO): signal transduction
Cellular component (GO): cytoplasm
Source: RefSeq, a predicted model, not a curated record